Molecule: messenger RNA, 1040 nt
Organism: Setaria italica (foxtail millet)
Lineage: Eukaryota; Viridiplantae; Streptophyta; Magnoliopsida; Poales; Poaceae
Product: peptidyl-prolyl cis-trans isomerase FKBP13, chloroplastic
Exons: 4
Coding region: 119-754 (211 amino acids)
Cellular component (GO): chloroplast
Molecular function (GO): peptidyl-prolyl cis-trans isomerase activity
Source: RefSeq, a predicted model, not a curated record
UCAAAAAAUCACACGCCACAAUUCAGAAGCGGCGAGCCGGCGACCCCGCCUUAUCCACUGGAGCAACCUGCUCCGUGCCUCCUGCGUCCAGGGAGCCGAGCCAGCACAGCAGCAGGCCAUGGCUCCGUCCACCUCCACCACGUCGCCGCUGUCCCGCCUGCUCCUCAGCCUCCCGAAGCCCGGCGCCGCUAGGCACCCCCGCCCGGCGCCGUGCCCGGACGCCGCGUGCAGCGCCAAGAGCCCCGGCGCCGGCCUCGUCCUCCGCCGGCGCGAGGCCGCGGCGGCCGUUCUGUCCGCCGCCGUGCUCUCCCGCUUCCUCCUCCUCCCCGCGGCGGCGGAGGCCGCGGACAGCGGCGGGGAGUGCCCGCUCGAGGUGGCGCCGUCCGGGCUCGCCUUCUGCGACCGCGUCGUCGGCACCGGCGCCGCCGCCCAGGAGGGCCAGCUCAUCAGGGCGCAUUACACGGGCAAGCUGGAGGACGGCACGGUGUUCGACAGCAGCUACAAGCGCGGGAAGCCGCUCACCUUCCGCGUCGGCGUCGGAGAGGUGAUUAAAGGGUGGGAUCAGGGCAUAGUAGGCGGCGAGGGGAUCCCGCCGAUGCUCGCAGGUGGUAAGCGGACGCUGAAGCUGCCGCCGGCGCUGGCCUACGGCGAGAAGGGGGCGGGGUGCAGAGGCUGGGAGCCCACCUCCUGCGUCAUCCCGCCCAACUCCACGCUCCUCUUCGACGUCGAGUACGUCGGCACAGCCUUCGGCUGAGCUAUCUCAAUUCUCAAAGCUCUGGGAGGCCUGAUUUGUAAAGUGUCGAGAGUGAUCAACCUGGCGCUCGUGGACUCGCUUGCUGAUGCCUUGGCAUCGUGAGGGUUUCAUUUCUUCUCGGUGUGGUUUGCUGUCUGUCUGAUAGUGUGUCAAGAGAGCCACAGAUAAGAUUCUGUGUAUUUUUUUUUCUUGGUGUGAUUACUGUAUAUUAGUAGAUGAUCAUGACACAACUGGUAGAAUGAAGGAGAUGAUCAAGGUGGCGUUUGAUUCCGGCUGCUUAUUUUUA